AUGGGUAGAAUAAAUUCUUACUACAAAUACAUUGAGGAUGUACUACCAGGUUUACCAGGAUAUGUUAAGUAUAAAGAAUUUAAUAAUUACGCGAAUAUAAGUGAUGAAACUGUCAUAUGUAAUAAUCACGGAAUUAACGAAGCAGAGGCUUUGAAAUUUUGUAGGAAGGUAGAACAUAUUUUAAGAGAAUUACAAAAUAUAGAUAAUACAUCAACUUGGACUGAGAGAUGUUAUUAUUUUCAGCAUUGGUUUUAUGAUCAGAUAAGGAGAAGAUUUAAUGGUGAAGGUAAAUAUAUAAACAGUACGGGUAUUUCUGUAAAACUUUUUAAUGCAGUAAAAGAGAUUAAUGAUAAAGUUUUAAAAAGAAAACCAUGUGCAUGUUAUCCUCAUUAUGAAGUAAAUGAUUUAAAAGAAACCAAAGAUCUUCAUGAUUACUUUAAAAAUUAUAGUAAUAUUGAUUGUAAGAGUAAUGACAAGAAUAAAUGCCAAACUUUUUACAAUUAUGUUAAUUAUAUUUAUAAAAUAUAUCAAAAGUAUAUUGAUGAAUAUGGUCCUGAUUGUUGUUGGGGUGGAGAAGUAGAUCAAGAUUGCCAAUCAUAUUUUGUGUGUAAAAGUGAAUUUAACCCAAAAUAUCUCUUAACUCAAUUACAACAGGAAAUUGAUAGAUUAAAUACAUUUAAUUCUCUAGAGAUUAAUGUUGAAGGAGGGACAUUACAAGAUACUUCUAUAAGUACACAUACACAAGACAUCGAAGUAAAUUUAGAUGAACUAACACGUUCAUUAAGUUCGCAUAAUAAAUCUACUGAAAAUACCCCUGCUCGUAUGACAGGAAAUAUGUUUAAUAUGUUGAACUCAAAUUUAUCCCGUUUCACCAUUUUGAUUGUAGCAACAGUGGGAACAUACAUAUUUUUGUACACUUACUAUAGAGUAAUUAAAAAUUCUAUCUUAGUGUAUAAAUAUUUUAGGAUAUUAAGAAAAUGUACUUUUAAUAUUGCUCAACAGGACAGUUUGAUGAUUACCAAAAGAACUCGUUAUAUUUGGCAUAUUAGGCCACAAAAGAGUGUUCUCUUUAAUUACACUUUUAAGAAUAUUGAAAAUACUUGUUUAAAGUUAACAUUAUAA
Messenger RNA from Plasmodium gonderi, 1122 nucleotides. RefSeq names its product variable surface protein. The record is from RefSeq and is a predicted model, not a curated record. Lineage: Eukaryota; Apicomplexa; Aconoidasida; Haemosporida; Plasmodiidae. The transcript is spliced from 3 exons. The coding region runs from base 1 to 1122 and encodes 373 amino acids.